Molecule: messenger RNA, 1059 nt
Organism: Pterocles gutturalis (yellow-throated sandgrouse)
Lineage: Eukaryota; Metazoa; Chordata; Aves; Pterocliformes; Pteroclidae
Product: kelch-like protein 13
Exons: 1
Molecular function (GO): protein binding
Source: RefSeq, a predicted model, not a curated record
AUGCUGCUCGGCUCGCAGGCCAGCACGGCGAGGCUCGUGUCGGACACCUACCUGGAGAAACUCCUGGAAGGGCUCAGCAGCCUUCGCUUGCAGAGCACGCUGUGCGACGUGACGCUGGAGGCAGAAGGGGUUUGCUUUCCAGCCCACAAGAUCAUUUUAGCAUCAGCAAGUAACUACUGCAAGAUCCUGUUUAUUGGAAACGUGACAAGAGCGGGGAGCCCGGAUGGUAACGUCCGGCUGAAAGCCGUCACCGCUGCCGGGCUGAGGAACGUUCUCAACUUCAUUUACUCCAACAAACUAGACCUCUCAUUACAGAAUAUCGAGGAGACCUUCAAAGCCGCAGAAACCCUCCUGGUUCGGGAGGUGAUCAAGCUGUGCUUUCGCUUUCUGGAGGGCUGCCUGAACUGUGAGAACUGCAUGGAUGUUCUUACCAUUGCUCAAAAACUCGGCCCAGCAGAGUUGAGACAGAAAGCCAUGUGCUAUGCAGGGCAGCACUGCAAGCAGAUCCUGGCUGAUCCUUGGUGCUUGAAAGACCUGGAUCGAGGAACCCUUUGUGAAAUUUUAGACAGGACCAACAUUGAGGGAUGCAGCGAGCUGGAGCUGUUCAGAGCUACUGUGAGCUGGCUGCAGCACGACCGUGUGCGGCUGAAAGAUGCGGCAGAUAUUUUAAGGCGCAUAAGAUUCCCUCUCAUUCCUUUGCAGGAUCUGCAGAGAUGUGUCCAAGAAAUGCCUCUUAUGAGGCUGGACUCGCGCUGCCACAGGUACCUGCAGGAGGCUCUGAAUUACCACUCCCAGCCGUACGCUCAGCCAGUCCUGCAGACCCAGAGCACGAGCCUCCGCUCCGGGUCCACGGUGCUGCUUGUUGCUGGUGGCAGAACCACUGACAACUGUGUGUGCAGAGAGAUGUGGGCUGCAGAGCCGAGCUGUGGCGCCUGGCACAAGGUUGGGGACCUCUGCGUGCCGGUGUACAACCACUGUGUCGCCGUCAUCAAUGACUUCCUCUUUGUCAUCGGGGGACAGAGCAAAUUUGAUCCCACGGGAAAGCAGCCAUCAAAUGAG